Molecule: messenger RNA, 459 nt
Organism: Vicia faba (fava bean)
Lineage: Eukaryota; Viridiplantae; Streptophyta; Magnoliopsida; Fabales; Fabaceae
Source: the annotation of a GenBank genome assembly
AUGGGAUUUUCAUGUGGGGAUCACUUUGAAGAAAAGGAGAUGGAGUUUUCCUUAAUAGAUGAGACUAUUGCAACAACACAGAGCAGUAUCAUCAUGGAAGUGUACCAUCAUCCUCAUCUGAGGGUUGAUAACAACACAGAUUUCUUCCCAGUGGAACACCCUUUGGAGCCACCAGAUGAAGAUCGUCCUGUGAAAUGUCCAAUGCCUGAAUCUUCAGUCAUUAGUGAUGAAAGGAUGCAUGACAAGAGGAAAACAGAAAGCAUAAGAAGAAGAACAGCUGCCACGGACACAGAUGCCCCGGCUCGAGGGGUACGAAAGAGGCAUCACACUCUCACGCAUGGAUCUGGAGGAGACAUUGUGAUGACUCCAUUGAUGAGAAUGCCAAGUCUCCCUCCCCUACAAUCCCAGAAUAUCACUAUCUUUCAAGUGCUUCAGCAAUUGGACAAGUUUGAGUCUUAA